Messenger RNA from Scedosporium apiospermum, 1905 nucleotides. Its product is annotated as Adhesin protein Mad1. Lineage: Eukaryota; Fungi; Ascomycota; Sordariomycetes; Microascales; Microascaceae. The transcript has 2 exons. The record is from RefSeq and is a predicted model, not a curated record. Bases 1 to 1905 code for a protein of 634 amino acids.
AUGAAGACUACCGCUCUCCUGGUGCUCGCCGCCGGCGUUGGCGAGUCCGUUGCCACUUUCGGCUUCGGUGGCUUUGGCGGCUUCAGGGGUGCCAACCCCUUCACCUGCCCCGAUAACACCGACAACAGCAGGUGCGAGGAUAAGCAGAGGGGAGGCUUCGACUUCUCUGACCUCCUUCCCGGAAAGAAGGACUUCUUCGACUAUGGCGGCUUCAACUUCAAGGGCUUCGAGUGCAAGGAUGACCAGCGCAGCCGCCGAGAGCUGACCGGUGACUGCGGUCCCGACAAGGACUCCAACCCUUUCUUCGGCCGUGACAACGACAACUUCUCCAUCGACGAGAUUGAGAUCUACGCCGAGUUCGACACCGACCUCGAGUUCCACUACGACAUGCCCGACGGCAAGCUGUGCAAGCACCGAUCCCCCUGCUCGUCCAAGGGUUCCGUCGUCAAGAACACCCAGUGUGGUGGCGCCAAGAAGGUCACCGUGAUCCACCCCAAGCAGCCCAACAAGCCCAAGGCCAAGUGCGGUAUCCGCAUCCCUAAGAUCAGGUUCGACUGCAAGCCCCCCAAGACGACCACCCCUCCCAAGACCACCAAGAAGACCACCACCUCUCCUCCCGCUGCCACCGAGACUCCCGACGUUCCCGGAACCACCGAGGUUCCCGACGUUCCUGAGACUACUGAUGUUCCCGAGACUCCCGAGACCACUGAAGUCCCCGACGUUCCUGAGACCAGUGAGGUUCCUGACGUUCCUGGAACCACCGUCACCUCUUCUUCGCCCGAGGAGCCCAGCUCUCCCGCCGAGCAGGAGUCUUCCACCGUCCCCGAGGUCCCUGGCACUACCGUCACUUCCUCUUCUCCCGAGCAGCCUAGCUCUCCCGCUGGCGGCGAGGAGUCUUCCACUGCUGUUGGCGAGACCUCCGAGACCCCCGCGCAGCCUGAGACUACUGCUCCUCCCGAGAUCGAGACCUCUGUGACCACCCACCUCACCACCUCCACCAUCUUCACCACCGUCGUCUCCACCGUCACCAACUGCGGCCCCGAGGUUCCCGACUGCCCCAACGGCCAGGAGAGCACCGUCAUCGUCACCGCCACCGUGCCCCUGACCACCACCGUCUGCCCCGUCACCGAGAUCGUCACCCGCACCAAGGACACCCCCGUCCCCGCCACCUCGGACAAGAGCCCCAACGUCCCCUCGGUCUCCAGCGUGCCCGGAGUCCCCAGCGUCAUCUCCAGCGCCCCCGCCCCCGUCGAGACCCUCCCCUGCCCCGACGUUGUCCCCUCGUGCCUCAACACCUGGCUCUUCAGCGUCGGCUGCUCCGACAACACCGACACCGCCUGCUUCUGCCCCGACACCGCCUUCGUGCAGAACAUCUUCACCUGCAUCUACGCCUACGGUGAGACCGAGACCGUCAUCUCCGAGGCUAUCGUUUUCUUCCAGGGUAUCUGCGGUGGUCACAUCCCCGAGAACCCUGCCAUCGUCACCGGCAUCGACUCCAUCACCUCCAUCAUCACCGAGGCCCCCAAGCCCACCGUCCCCGCCGGGUACACCACCGUCACCGUCACCGUCACCACCGAGGUCCCCUGCGUCACUGACGGCGUCACCAUCUCUGGCUCCAGCACCACCACCGUCAUCGAGCAGACUGCCGAGAUUCCCAACGUCGGCUUCCAGACGAACUCGGAGGGCAACGUCAACGUCGUCCCUACCACCCCUGCCCCCGUCGUUCAGAACCCUGCUCCUUCGGCCACUGCCACUCCCAUCGGCACUUUCAUCUCUGUGCCCGUUGCCACUGGCACCCAGGCUGUUUCUCCCACCGGCCCCGUCAUCGUCUCCGGUGCGGGCAGGGUCGCUUCCGGCCUUGGUCUCGGCGUCGCCGCCGUUGUUGGCCUUGUUGUCCUCUUCUAA